Messenger RNA from Drosophila mauritiana, 3241 nucleotides. RefSeq lists its product as uncharacterized. The record is from RefSeq and is a predicted model, not a curated record. The transcript has 3 exons. Bases 1 to 2526 code for a protein of 841 amino acids. Lineage: Eukaryota; Metazoa; Arthropoda; Insecta; Diptera; Drosophilidae.
AUGACUAAAAUCGCCGGCAGCGACACCGGCAGCGAGAGCAGUGGCUCCAAGGAUCCGAAGAAGACUUACCCAGAGUCCAUUUACCACUACCAAAAUGCACAGACCAUCACCUUGGGCAGCUUCAUCGAUAAUCAGAUUUUCAAGCAAGCCAAAAAAAAUUCGGGCAAAUCUAAGAGAGCCAUGAAACAGCUGUCGGAGAGAAAGCCUAUGACACCAACUGAGCCAUUGAAUCCAAUCCAACCUGUGAAUCCGAAGGGCCAACAAAAUCCAAUGGGACCUGUGAAUCCAAUGGACCAAGAAAUAUUAAAGGAGUCAGUGGACCCAAUGGGCCAAAUUAAACCAAUUCGCCCACUGAAUCCGAUGGGCCAAUGGAAUUCAAUGGAGGCAAAUCCAAGUGGCCAAAUGAAUUCCAAGGGGCCAAUGACUCCACUUAGCCAAAUGAAACAAAUGGGCCCAAUGAAUCCGAUAGGCCAAAUAAAUCCAAUGGUAACUCCGAAACAAAAUGGACAAAUAUAUUCAAUGAGCCAAAUGAAUCCGAUGGGCCAAUUGAAUUCAAUGAGCCAAAUGAACCCGAUGGACCAAAUGAAUCCAAUGGAGCCAGGGAAUUCAAAUAGACAAAUGAACCCAAUGGGGAUAGUGAAUCCAAAUGGCCAAAUGAAUUCAAUGAGCCAAAUGAACCCGAUGGACGAUAUGAAUCUGAUGAGGGGACCAGUGAAUCCAAAUGGUCAAAUUUAUCCAAUGGAACUAGGGAAUCAAAAGGGACAAAUUAAUCCAAUGUGGCCAGAAAAUCCAAAUGACCAAAUUAAUCCAAUGUGGCCAGAAAAUCCAAAUGACCAAAUUAAUCCAAUCUGGCCAGAAAAUUCAAAUGACCAAAUGAACCCAAUGGGGCCAGUGAAUUCAAAUGACCAAAUGAAUUCAGGUAGCCAAAUGAAUCUGAUGGCCAAAAUGAAUAUGAUGGGGAGGCCAGUGAAUCCAAAUGGUCAACUUAAUCCAAUGGAGGCAGGGAAUCCAAAUGGCCAAAUAAACCCAAUGGGGCCAGUGAAUCCAAAUGACCAAAUUAAUUGCAUGAGCCAAAAGGAUCUGAUCGACCAAGUAAAUCUGAUGGUCAAAAUGUGUCUGAUGGGGGUGUCAGUGAAUCCAAAUGGCCAAAUAAAUCCCAAGGGGCCAGUGAAUUCAUUGGAGCUAUUGAAUUAUCUAGGGGAGGCAAUGAAUCUAUUGGGCAAAAUGAAUACAACGGGGCCAACAGAUCCAAUGAAGCCCACGGAGCCAAUGGAUGGGGAGCACCCCUUACUUGGUUCGCAAAGUGAUGCUCCGCCAUAUGACGACCCGAUGACGUUGCCCAUCGAUCUCGACGAUGACCUACCCGAUGAGCCGGUGUAUUUCGAUGCUCCCCGCGACUUGACGAAACCACUCACACCAUAUGUCGAGUCAUUGAUACAGACAUCCGCUAGAUUGCGGCGAAACCCAUUGGGUCUGAACUUUAUAGAAGAUGGCGACAGUUCCGAUGAUGAGGAUACGUUUGCUAACCAAACGCUGAAACCCAUUGGUUACGAGAUGCUGAUGGCCAGGAAGCACAAGGAAAAUAUUGAACUCAUCUGCCGCUACCAUGCGGAGCAGGUGGUACUUAAGACCCGCGCCAUCGCGUUUUUAUGGGAGAACUAUAGAAGCGAUAGCACGCUGCCGCCAAACAAGACUAUUUGGAGUGUGGAGCCCCAUGAGCUCAAGCCAAGACGUGUGCCACCCAAUCCGCCGGCCCAGUCAAAUCCAACCAAUUCGAUGCCCUUGAACGUGACGGCCCCUCCGACAUACUGGAUUCCGAACAACUAUCCCAUGCAGCAUGCCAACUUGCAUCCGAAUAAUCAGUCGGCUCCGGCAACUGAAGUCCAGUACCUAAAUGAGAACUGGUGGCACAAUGCCAACUACAUGAACUUCUUUGCUAAUAUGGACCACAUCUUGGUCAACCUGUCGCAGAUGGAGCUGUACGCUGCCCAGAUGUACACCGUGUACGGCGAGGCGUUCUUCGAGACGGCCAUUGGCAGAUACUUCCCGGGAGAGGCUACCGGCUCCUCCCCGCCAUUUGGUCAGAUUCAGCUCCAGUUCAUGGAGCGGAUCCGCCAGAUCCAUCAUAUCAAUAAGAUUAAUCAGAUCAAUCAGAUCCAUCGGAUCCAACAGCACCAACAGUCGCUGCAGUUCCAACAGUCGCAGCAGUUCCAACAGCGGCAGCAGUUCCAACAGCCGCAACAACAGAUGCAGCAGCGUUCGCGCAACUAUUCAUCGAACCUCCAAGAGAUGGCGCAUAAAAUGGACAGGACAUUACCAGGACAUCGCCAGAUGCAACACGAGAAUCAGCCGAACAUGCGCUACUCAAGAGCUGGAGAGCAAGGACCACUUCCAGGACGUUUUGCUGGAGGCGAACAGUUUGGCGGAUGCAAGCCAAAUCCCGGUCUAAAUGCUGCAAAGCCUCGUUUUAAUAACAUGAUUAAGUCGGAGCGCCAAGAAAGUGACUCUGAUGGGCGUUGGUGCUAGAGCAUCGGAUGGAAAGAAAGAUGAUCUCAAAGAACUGGAAGAUCUCGCCUUGAUCAAAACACACUUCCCACCGCUACUCGGGACAUCAAAGAAAUACAGGACUUAGUAACCAAAUUUGGUAAAUCUCAGGGGAACAGGAUAACGUGAAACAGAAAUGUUGAAAAAAUCUAUUUGUGGCCUAAGUAUAAGAGCCUUCUUUUGUAUACCCUUUAAAACAGAAUUGCAUUUACACACAUAUGUAUCUACAUAUUGUUAACAGAAAACAAAAUUUUAUUUGCACAGAUACGAGAAACUUUUGCUAACAGAAAAAAGAAAUUCAUUUACACACAUAUGUAUGUAUCUAGAUAUUGUUAACAGAAAACAAAAUUGCAUUUGAAAAGAUACGAGAAACUUUUGGUAACAGAAAAAAGAAUUUCAUUUACACACAUAUGUAUCUACAUAUUGUUAACAGAAAACAAAAUUGCAUUUGAAAAGAAAUGAGAAACUUUUGGUAACAGAAAAAAGAAUUUCAUUUACACACAUAUGUAUCUACAUAUUGUUAACAGAAAAAAGAAUUGCCUUUGAAAAGAUACGAGAAACUUUUGCUAAAAGAAAACAGAAUUGCAUUUGAAAAGAAAUGAGAAACUUUUGGUAACAGAAAAAAGAAUUUCAUUUACACACAUAUGUAUCUACAUAUUGUUAACAGAAAACAAAAUUGCAUUUGAAAAGACACAUA